UGUAUCUGUGCAUCUCUGCGCUGGUGUUUGGUGGCAGCGUUUCUCUUCACUGCAGGGGCAGCUUCAUUCUCUCCUCCAGGAUGUCGGGCCUUCUGAGCAGCUCUCUUCUGUUUUUCCUUUCCCUGACGCUGUUCCAGAUCCACACACCAGAGGCAAAGCCUCUUUCCGCCAUGCGUGGAGGCGUUCGCAGUUAUGACGUUCCAGUUCGUCUCCGCAGAGAACUUCGCGAUUCAGUGCCCUAUGAGGCCCAGAUGAUCUCCUACCCCUCCGCUGACUUCAAGAGCCGCAGCAAUGACUACUACCCAUCAGAAGUCCUAAGAGCUCAGGGUUUGGGACAGGCCCUCCAGCGGCUGGUGGAAAGUGAUCAGAGGCGGGAACAGGAGGCUGCAUAUUUGGCUUCAAUGCUGCGACUCCUCAACGAGGCACAGGGCACCGGACAGGGCAGAGCAGGGGACCAGGAGGAAGAAGGGGGGGAUUUUCAGGGUCCAUAUCCUCCUGAUUAUGAUGAGACUGAGCAGGCUGUGAGCAUGGCCAAACCACAGGCUUCAUGGCAGGGUCUUCUAGAUCCUCAGCUCACUCAGGCUCUGCUCAACCGCUACAAGCAGGAGAGACUUGUGCAGGCCGGACUCGCACCCGCAGCUAACAGGAUUCCAGAGAGAGAGCAGGACAAAGACCAGGAGAUGCUCAGAUACCUUGUGGAGAAGAUCCUCUCCAGCCUGGCAUCAGGUGGCAACCAGGGAAGCUCUUCAAACCCGAGAGCCAAACGAGACCUGAGUGCAGUGUCCAGCAUAGAGAGACCCAUAAAACCCGCCCUCAAACGCUCCCGUCGCUCUCUAGACUCCGCCCCCGGACCCCAGGCAGAGGCAUCACUGCUGAGGGUGAAGAGGCUGGAUGAUGAUGAUGAUGUAGAUGAAGAUGCAGUCGCAGGUCAAAGCAACGGAACGCCACACAUCGGCCUGCAGAGAAUGAAGCGCAUUGACACUGACCUGCCGCCCCCCAAAAAACACAGCCGCAAGCGCAGAGCCCUGAGCUACGACCCGGCCCUGAUCGCACAGCACAUCCUGCAGUACCUCCCAGCCUAAAAACCAUGCAGAGAGCAGAAACCACACAGACAGAAGUGAGCAAGAGUUUCUGAUGGGGAACGCAACAUUUCACUCGCCUACAGAUACGCCAGCAUUCAUCGUCAUCCGCAGAAAACGAAUCUCACGCUGCACUAAAUGAUUUUUCAGCUCAUUUAGUAGUUGUCUUGUUUUUUAUUUAUUUAAAUUGGCUAAACAUUCUUAAAUCGAGAUGUAUUUACUUAAAAAGAUAUACUGAAGAACAUUGAAAAUAUCAGCCAUUGUCUUCAAUAGUAAUUUUUAGUUUCUACUAUGGAUGUAAGUUGCUGUUGUGUUUUCCAACACUCUUAAGUAUAUUCAUUAAAGUUCAAAAACAUUUAAGUGUGAAUAAAUAGUGAAAAAAUUGUCAUUUUUGGAUUAAAAAGGCACUUACAUCAUGACUAGUUUAAGUACAUUGACAAAAAUUAACAGGAAAGUUUCAUUUUUGGGUGCACUGUCACUUAAAAAAGCAAAUUAAGGUUUUCCUAAGCCUAAUUGCAGAAAUUGUACAAUUUAUUUUGCUUAAUUUUGAUACAUUUAAUUAGAAAACAAGACCUAAUAUCUUGAGCACAUUCAAGCAUCUGCAUCUCAAUUUAAAAAUAUUUCGAUAUUUGCAAUGAAAAACAAGACAUGAAAUCAUUUGCUGCAGUGCAGACCUGCUUGCCAAGCUAUUCUGAUAUGAUGUUACUGUUUCGAUGUUAUAUUACAAUAAAUCCCACACAGAUAACAGCUUACGGAAUAUGCUUGUUGUUUUUCUCCUGUUUUGCCACAUUGUACAGGCCUUACCGACAUGGAAGUGAUCAGUUACUGGCUUUCACAAGUCUCUGUUUUUGUCAGAAUCAAGGUCAGGCUAACCCUGACAGAUCGAGUCGGUUUCAAAUGAUACUGCACUAAAAAGACGAGAUCAAUUUGGCCAGUUCUGCUGGUAACAAGAUCAGGCUUUUACCCAUAAAAACCAAACUGCAAUUUCACAUCCGCCAAGAGUCCAUUUAGGCAAUUUAUGUCACUCAAGUGAGUUUCUAUUGAACAAUCUGCUCCCCAGAAUCGCUGUGAGAUGAGCAGAGCAUUGGUUUGCUAGAUCUGCUUUCAGAAAACUCUCAGUAUGAGAGCUUUACUACAGCCGAUCGUGGGUUUGGAGACAUUUAUUGCCUGUUUGUUAUUAUAAGCAAAGUCUAUGUGUAGCGUUAACUCUAUAUCAAAACUAAAUAUAACAUGAUUUAUCCAGCAAUGUUGCAUUUACUUUGUUAAAAUUCAAUAUUUCUAAUGUUACAAAAGUUUUGGCUUUCAAUUAAAUGCUCUUCUUUUACAUUCAUCGAAGAUCCCAGAAAAAAAAGAAGUCUCACAAAUAUAUGAAGCAGCACAACUGUUUCCAGCAUUGAUGAUAAUAAUAAGAAAUGUUUCUUGUGCAGUGAAUCAGCAUAUUAGUAUGAUUUCUGAAGGAUCACUGUAGACAAGAGUAAUAUGCAGCUGAAAACUCAGCUUUACAUGACAGAAAUAAAUUACAUUUCUUUAACUAUUCAAGUGGGAAAUGGUCAUUUUCGGUUGCAGUGAUAUUUAAAGAGUUCAGAUGCUAAAACCCUGUAGAGUGCCGUCUGAAAUUGCCAUCAAAAAUGCAACUUUUUCUCAGCCUCUUUUGUUUAUAUUUUACUAUAAAGACCAAGUAAAGGACUUAUUCUUUGCCAUAGAAGUGAUAUCACUGAACAUACACACAGGAGCCUGAUAAAAAUACGGAUUUUAGAGGAACAUUUCAGACAGCAUUUAGAAGUUUUUGCAUCUGAACUCUUCAUUUAUUUAGAAAUUUAGUUAAUUUAGAAAUUUAGUUUAAGGAGAAAAGUCCACCUUUGCAUCAAUAUGGCAAAAAAGCUAGCCUUACAUUGCUAUAACAAUCAGAAAUCAGUCAACAUCACUUAAAGGGAUAGUUCACUCAAAAAGUAAUAUUUACUCACUGUUUACUCGCCCUCAAGUGUUUCCAAAAUGUUAAGCACUUCUUUAUUCUGUCGAACACUAAAGAAGGUAUUCUGAGGGAACUGUAACCAUUGACUUCCAUAGUAAGAAAACAAUGCAAAUCAAUGGUUACAGGUUUCCAACAUUCUUCAAAAUAUCUUCUUUGUGUGUUCGACAGAAGGAAGAAACUACAACAAGUCAAAUGUGAGUAAACGAUGACAGAUUUUAAAUCUUUGUGUGAACUAUCCCUUUAAGAAGCAAAGUUGUAGUGAAUAAAUCUCCUACAUGCUACGAAAUACCUUUGUUUGAAACAAACGAUUGACAAACGCCACUUCCUGAAAUGUAUUUAUUGCAGAAGAUGCCCGAUACAGGUUUAAAACAAGUGCUUGCCCUGUCCUCGUUCUCUAAAUCUUAUAGUGUCAUACAGUAUGCAUCUUAUUAAAGCUUGAAGAAAUGUUUGUCCUCCUUGAUCUUGGGCUUUGUAACUCUCUAUCUAAUGUUCUCUCAUCACCGUCCCGAGUUGUCACCUUCUGGGUUUGUGAUCUGACUUUUAUGAAUUUGUGAAGGAAAUCGUGGCUCUGAAUAUACAGUAUAUAUAAAUGCUUUUCGAUAUUCGUGCAGUCAUAAAAUCUUGUACAAAAAUACAUUUCUCUGCACUACGAGUUUUGUCAAACAACAGGAAUCACUGUUAAGUGCUAAUAAAGUGUAUGUGAACACCAA
Danio rerio (zebrafish) is the source of this 3761-nucleotide messenger RNA. RefSeq names its product proprotein convertase subtilisin/kexin type 1 inhibitor, like (gene pcsk1nl). Gene Ontology annotation, molecular function: amyloid-beta binding; protein-containing complex destabilizing activity; endopeptidase inhibitor activity. The record is from RefSeq and is marked validated. Gene Ontology annotation, biological process: peptide hormone processing; detoxification; nervous system process. NCBI's taxonomy places the organism in Eukaryota, Metazoa, Chordata, Actinopteri, Cypriniformes, Danionidae.